This is a messenger RNA of Leguminivora glycinivorella, 1326 nucleotides long. RefSeq lists its product as uncharacterized. Lineage: Eukaryota; Metazoa; Arthropoda; Insecta; Lepidoptera; Tortricidae. The transcript is spliced from 3 exons. The record is from RefSeq and is a predicted model, not a curated record. The coding region runs from base 184 to 1326 and encodes 380 amino acids.
UAAAAAAACAUUUUUUACUAAACUUAGUAGAUUUUUUAAUCUAAGCUGGUAACCCUGGCACUGUGGCGGCCAUUUUUUCCGCGUUGACAGUCAUUCAAAGCGAGCUACGAACGGACGACGCACGUGGCCAGUGAUUCAGCGAAACAAUACUCCUUAUUUGUUACCGAAAAACUCUGUGGAAGAAUGCCGUUAACUCCGGCAGAAAAAAUGCAGCGAUAUAGGGAGCGGUUGAAAGAAAAUCCCGAAAAAUAUGAAGAACAAAGAAAGAAAAACUUGCGAAGACUGAAAUCUAAGUACAAGUAUAAAAAAAUUACUGAGUUGACAGAUAACGAAAAAGAGAUCCAACGAAAAAAAUGGAGAGAGCAAAAGAAAAAGACAUCAAAAGAUACUCCUGCACCGGCAGUUGAUGUAAUAAUCCCAAUAAUAAAUGAGCAGCGAUCUGAUGAGAUAAAACAAAUGAGGACAACUAUUAAGCGUAUUACCAGAGGUAGAGAUAGGUACAGAAAUAAUCUGAAUUAUGCGAAUAGUCGUAUUGCUUAUUACAAACGACUGACAGAAAAUUUAAGAAAGAAGAUACAGCGAAUGAAAUCAGAACAUACCAAGAUGGAAGAACAUCUGAAAGCAAGAAAUGAAGUAUUGGAAGUUUCACUCAAGAAUGCUUAUAAACAAUGCGCAAGUUACAAAGAAAAGGAUGUUUUCAAGACAAUUACUAACGACGAAGCGGUAAAAGAAAACAGGGCUAAAUCUGCGGUUGGUCAAGCAUUGGGUCUCAAAGGACGCAUACGUAAAACACAAAAGACAAUCAAGGUUCCGAAAUUACAACCAUCCAUAGUUAAAUUCUUUUUACGAGAUGAUAUAACCCGAGCCACCGCCGGUAAAAGAGAAUGUAGAACUAAAAACAAAAAGAAAAGACAAAUUAGACUUCUAAACAAUACAUUGCAAGGUCUUUAUACAAAAUAUAAAAAAGAAGGUGGUUUGGCUUCAUUUACCACUUUCUGCAAGUACAAACCUUUUUACAUUUUGGGUCCAACGCUCAAAAAUUGUAAUACGUGUUUGUGCGUCAAACAUAGUAACAUUAACUUCAAAUUUAAUGCUUUAAAACGAGCUGGAGUUUUCAAUCAUAAAGAUAUGACUGCCCUUUUAGAAUCAGUUGUUUGUGACAUCAACAAAUAUGAGUGUAUGUAUGAAAAAUGUAAAAACUGCAAAUCUAAAUCACUGCCAUACAACUCAGAGCAAUACGUACCGUCCGAGGAAAUCUCUUGGUUAAUGUGGGAACUGGUUGAUCAUAAAUACAACAAAAAAAGUGCAGAAGGCCCCACCCGGUAG